AUGGCUGUGUAUUCGCCCUCGGCGGGCGUGGGCUAUCCCUCGCUGUUUCGAUCCGAGGCCGAGAUCCCCAAGUUCUUCCCGGGGUGGCGAUGGUGGGAGGACGAGUCGCAGACGAUAUUCUGGGCGUUCGACUCGCAGGAACUCAAGCGGGCGAUCCAGUUCGGCCUCUACCAGGACGAGAACCUGCCGCGGAGGAUCCUCCAGGGUCGCCACGAGAACACCAUCGACGCGUUCCUGGUCUCGCUGCUGGAGCCCAACGAGACGGUGUCCGUCGCCAACAUGGGGCCCCUGCAGAAGGUCGAGGAGAUCAUGCGCCGCUGUCGACUGACCCGGCCGCUGGAAUCGUGGAGCUGGGUGCCCGUCCAGCGAGAUCGCGACGCCACCGCGCGAACCAUCGCCGACGCCAUCGACGCCGAGAGCCAUCUGCACUUCACUCGGCUCUCGUUCGAGGAACUGGUGCGGUACUCGCUGGGCAACAAGACCCCCUCGGUGGAGUGGUUCCUCCAGCAGCAUACCGCCCUGUACAUGCACCUCCUGGGCUACCUGCGAGCAUUUCCCGAGGAGAUGUCGCGGUAUCGGGAAGUCGAGCAGCACCUCCGCUCUCGCAGCCCCUUCGCCCACCGCGCCCUGGCCACCUGUCUCCGCGCCCUGGGCUGCGGCAGCGUCCCGGUCUCGGCAUCGCCCGGGUUCGCCUUCAUCGCCGGCCCGAUCCAGAGCAUGUUCAAGGUGCAGUCGCGCAGCCUGGCCGACACGCUGAAGGUGCUCUCGGUGCUGGGGGUGCGGUUCAAGCGCACGUACGUGCACGCGCGCGAGAUCAGCUGGACGCAGCCGUUUGACGUGGAGCACGCGUUUCUCGAGGAGCUGCUCAUGUCGACCUCCGGGGCCGACCUCGCGCGCACGCUCGACGCCGACGACAAGAAUUCGUUUACGGGUCUGACGCAGAAGAGCUUCAUCGAGCCGGACGCUCUGCUGAAGGGAUUGCUCGCGCAGUGGGAGAUCCUUGGAACGACUGUCUGGGAGUGUUGUACCGGGUUGCCGGAUCACAUUGCGAAGUUGCAGGAUUGUUUACAUUCCCUCCUCCCCCUCAAAAACUACCACUCCUUCACGGCCCUCCUCACGGGCUUCCAGAAACACAGCGUCACCCACCCGACCUUCAUCCGCGUCGACAGCGCCACCAACACCAUGACCCUGCACCCGGUGCUCGCCCCGGAGGCGGCCUACGUGAUCGACCCGCUCGAGAACUUCGUCGCCUACCGCCAGGACUUCCAGACCACGCCGGGCAUUCCGUUUCUCGUGCCCCAUAUCAGGGAGUAUCAGCAGCAUGGCCCGCCGGCGCUGCAGCAGCUGUUUCAGUCGUUGGGGGGGGUGGAGCCGUUUUGUCGGUAG
This is a messenger RNA of Aspergillus heteromorphus CBS 117.55, 1386 nucleotides long. RefSeq lists its product as uncharacterized. The transcript has 3 exons. Gene Ontology annotation, biological process: small GTPase-mediated signal transduction. Gene Ontology annotation, molecular function: guanyl-nucleotide exchange factor activity. The record is from RefSeq and is a predicted model, not a curated record. Lineage: Eukaryota; Fungi; Ascomycota; Eurotiomycetes; Eurotiales; Aspergillaceae. The coding region runs from base 1 to 1386 and encodes 461 amino acids.